Octopus bimaculoides (California two-spot octopus) is the source of this 1601-nucleotide messenger RNA. RefSeq names its product hydroxyacylglutathione hydrolase, mitochondrial. Gene Ontology annotation, molecular function: hydroxyacylglutathione hydrolase activity. NCBI's taxonomy places the organism in Eukaryota, Metazoa, Mollusca, Cephalopoda, Octopoda, Octopodidae. The record is from RefSeq and is a predicted model, not a curated record.
AGCCAGCUUCACAAUCAACGCCAGCACUGCUCCAGUAAACCCUGCUAGGACCACCAACCUCCUAAUCUCGCUCACGUCGUCGUCCAUCUGCACACGAAACAAAACAAAAAAAAAAUUUAUCUAUAUAGUCCUCGGACGUCGGAUGUAUUCUAAAGAAGUUUGAGAUAAAAGAAAAAUAGAAAUCCCGAUAAAAGGAGAAAUCUCGACUUAUGGGGGACAGCUAUCCAAGAGUCUACCAAACUAUUUACUGGAUCAUGUGAAUGCACCUUCGUUAGCAUCUCACCAAAUGCUUUACAUUAGCAUGUUCUUUCACAUAAGAGAAAAAAAUCGUUCUGUCUCGCACAACCAUUAUUGUAAAAUGCAUUACUUUUAAACAUAGUAAGUUUAAUUUGAAAAAGUGAUAGUAAAGUAGGUGAAAGUAACGAAUAUGGUAAGAGUAGACGAAACCGCGCUAAAAUACGGCUGUAGGUAGGAGAAUGUCAAUUGAAUAAAAAAGACAUGUUCUUUGAACCCAGGGUGGAUGAAAAUUUCCAGUAAUAUUUUUUUACACGACGACAACAAUUGUUUCCCCUUAGUAAGCGUUCGCCAUAAAGUAAAUUUUAAUGUUCUUAAAGUCAGUGUCCACAUUCUUUAGCAGGCUGCAAUUUUCAGCUACUCUUCCCCAGAAGCUAUCGGGAACAUUACAAGGACAAAGAACAAAGUUUCACAGUCAUCAGCUUACAGUUAGUCAACCCAACAUGAAAAUUAAGCUACUACCUGCACUCCAGGAUAAUUAUAUGUACCUACUUAUUGAUGAUACUACCAAACUUUGUGCUGCAGUUGAUCCUGUUGAUCCAAAACUGAUUAUGUCUGCUGUGCAAGAGGAAGGAGUGUCACUUACCACUGUAUUAACCACACAUCAUCAUUGGGACCAUGCUGGUGGUAAUGAGGGGCUUGUAAAAUUAGCUCCUGGCAUUGAUGUUUUUGGUGGUGAUGAUCGAAUUCCUGCAUUGACACAUCACGUUUCCCAUGGUGAUGAAUUUAAGCUUGGAAGUUUAAAUAUUAAAUGUCUUCACACGCCUUGUCAUACCACCGGCCAUAUCUGUUAUUUUGUAACUAGCAAUGAUGAACACCAACCUGCUGUGUUUACUGGGGAUACUUUGUUUAUUGGAGGUUGUGGCAGAUUUUUUGAAGGAACACCAAAUCAAAUGUAUAAUGCUUUGGUGAACAUUCUUGCAGCUCUACCAAAAAAUACGCAUGUUUUCUGUGGACAUGAAUAUACUGUAAAUAACCUCAAGUUUGCGGCUCAUGUUGAGCCCCAAAAUGAAGCUGUUCAAGAAAAGGCAUUGUGGGCAAAGGAGCAAAGGUCUCAGAGCAAGCCAACCAUUCCAUCAACAAUUGGAGAAGAGCUUCUAUUUAACCCAUUUAUGCGAGUCAGAGAGGCAUCUAUACAGAAGUAUGCGAAUCUUACUGAUCCUAUUGAAGUAAUGAAGUUUAUUCGUAUAAAGAAGAAUAACUUCAAAGGUUAAUAUCCUUUAUUUGAAUUUAUAUGUGACAUAUAACAAGCUGUUGAUUUAAAUUUUGUUAUAAUCUGUGUUUCAAUAAAGAUUUUUAAGGAAUUA